Molecule: messenger RNA, 600 nt
Organism: Vicia villosa (hairy vetch)
Lineage: Eukaryota; Viridiplantae; Streptophyta; Magnoliopsida; Fabales; Fabaceae
Product: secreted RxLR effector protein 161-like
Exons: 1
Coding region: 1-600 (199 amino acids)
Source: RefSeq, a predicted model, not a curated record
AUGAAAGGAGAGUUUGACAUGGCUGACUUGGGAAUAAUGAGGUUUUUUAGGGGAAUUGAAGUAAAGCAAAAUAUUAAAGGAAUAUUCAUACAUCAACAUAAAUAUGCAUUAGAAAUCCUAUCAAGGUAUGGAAUGGAAAAAUGCAACAAAGUGUGUUGUCCAUAUGUCCGUGGUGGCAAACUGGUGAAAGAUGAAGAAGGUAAAGCUGCAGGUGCCACCACCUUCAAACAAAUGGUAGGAAGCUUGAUGUAUCUCUUAGCAACAAGACCUAACAUAGAAUUCUUUGUGUGUCUUGUGUCCAGAUACAUGGAAAGACCCAUAAAAAUUCAUGUUGCAGCAGUUAAGAGAAUCAUGAGGUAUCUACAAAACAUCCUAGAUUUUGGAAUCUGGUUCAAACAUGAAGAAAAGAAUAACUUGCAGUUGUUUGGAUGGAGAGACUCAGAUUAUACUAAAGAUAGAGAUGACAGAAAAAGUACCUCAGGGUAUAUGUUCAACAUAGGCUCAAGACCAGUCUCAUGGUCAUCAAAGAAGCAACCAAUUAUCACUUUAUCGACAACUGAAGCAGAGUUUGUAGCUGCUACCUCAUGUGUCUGCCAAUGA